CUUUCUGCGGGUCCGCGCGCCCGUCUGUCAGUCCGGCCGCGGCGCGGCUGAGGGGAAGGCGGAGGGUCCCGCGCGCGCCAACGGCGCCAUGGCGGAGCGAGGGGCGUCGGUGCUGGGAGGCCCCCGGGGCUCCGCGGCCGGCCCUUCGCUGCUCCAACCGGCGCCUUGCGCCCCGCCCUCGGCUCCGCAGCCCUCGGCGGGGUCCCCGGCGCUGACCGGGACGCCUCAGCUGCUGGCCCCGCCGGCGGUGCCUCCGCCGCUGCCGCAGCCCUCGGCGUCGCCGCCUCCCCCGCAGCCCUCGGCGGGCCUGGGGGCUUCGGCCCCCGGAGGAGGAGGAGGAGGAGGGGCGCCCCCUCCUCAGGCCCCGCCGGGCUCGGCGGCCGGGGGUCGCCCCGUGCAGAUGAACCUCUACGCCACCUGGGAGGUGGACCGGAGCUCGCCCAGCUGCGUGCCCAGGCUAUUCAGUCUGACCUUGAAAAAACUCAUCAUGUUGAAGGAGAUGGAUAAGGACCUCAGUUCGGUCGUGAUCGCUGUCAAGCUGCAGGGUUCAAAGCGCAUCCUGAGGUCCAACGAGAUUGUGUUGCCGGUCAGCGGACUCGUGGAAACGGAACUUCAGCUGACUUUCUCGUUACAGUACCCCCACUUCCUGAAGCGAGACGCCAACAAACUGCAGAUCAUGUUACAGAGAAGGAAGCGGUACAAAAACCGGACUUUCCUAGGCUACAAAACUUUGGCUGUGGGCCUGAUCAACAUGGCCGAGGUCAUGCAGCACCCGAGCGAGGGGGCCCUGAUCUUGGGACUGCACAGCAACGCGAAAGACGUCUCGGUUCCCGUGGCCGAAAUCAAAAUCUACUCCCUGUCCAGCCAGCCCAUCGACCACGAAGGACUCAAGUCCAAAUUAUCAGAUCGCUCCCCUGACAUUGAUAACUACUCCGAGGAGGAAGAAGAGAGCUUCUCGUCCGAGCAAGAAGGGAGCGAUGAUCCCCUGCACGGGCAGGAUUUGUUCUACGAAGACGACGAUCUUAGGAAGGUGAAAAAACCCAGGCGGAAACUCACCUCCACUUCAAUCACUCGGCAGCCAAAUAUUAAGCAGAAGUUUGUGGCUUUACUGAAAAGGUUCAAAGUCUCGGACGAGGUGGGCUUCGGCUUAGAACACGUUUCUCGGGAACAGAUCCGGGAGGUGGAAGAAGACUUGGAUGAGCUUUACGACAGCUUGGAGAUGUACAAUCCCAGCGACAGCGGUCCCGAGAUGGAGGAUACGGAGAGCAUCCUGAGCACACCCAAGCCCAAACUCAAGCCUUUCUUUGAAGGAAUGUCCCAGUCCAGUUCUCAGACAGAAAUCGGAAGCUUGAACAGUAAAGGGAGUCUCGGCAAGGACGCCACCAGCCCGAUCGAAGCCUCCUCCGGGGACAAACUCAAACCAAAUCGGACCAAAAACAUGGAUGAGAACAUCAACGAAACGGAGAUUCUGGAAGGGAACGAGCAGGACACUUAUGGGGAUCUCUCCAACACCUUAAUUAUCCCCGAAAAAGUCAAGACGCCGAUGAAAACGAGCAAAGGGGAGCUUCAAAGCAUGGCCUCGCCCAGCAAAAUGGACGGCACCGUGCACACACCCCGUCAGAAACGCAGCACCCCGCUCAAGGAACGUCAGCUUUCCAAGCCGCUGAGUGAAAGGACCAACAGCUCCGACAGCGAAAGAUCCCCGGAUUUAUGUCACAGUACACAGAUUCCUCGCAAGGUCGUUUACGACCAGUUGAAUCAGAUCCUCGUGUCGGAUGCUGCACUGCCCGAAAAUGUGAUAUUGGUGAACGCCGUGGAUUGGCAAGGCCAGUACGUCGCGGAUCUCCUCCAGGAUCAGAAGAAGCCCGUGGUUUGUACCUGCUCCACGGUUGAAGUGCAAGCCGUCCUCUCUGCCCUCCUCACCCGGAUCCAGAGAUACUGCAAUUGCAAUUCCUCCAUGCCGCGUCCAGUGAAGGUGGUAUCCGUCGGGGGCCAAAGCUACCUGAGUGCCAUCUUGAGGUUUUUCGUGAAGCAGCUGGCCAACAAGACGUCGGACUGGCUCAACCACAUGAGGUUCCUCAUCAUCCCUCUAGGAUCUCACCCGGUCGCGAAAUACAUGGGCUCCGUGGACAGCCGAUACAGCAAUAUGUUUUUAGACACCUCUUGGCGUGACCUCUUCAGCAAACCGGAACCCCCUGCGAUAGAACCCCUGGAUGUGGUGGGCCGGAUCACCCAGUACGUGAACGGAGCCAGCGUCACUCACCAGCUGCCCGUGGCGGAGGCCAUGCUAACCUGCAAACACAAAUUGUACGUUCCGCCGAGACGCCUGAAUCGAUUAAGUAAAGGCGAGCAAAGCCAAGACGAAGAUUCCUACCAGAAGUUCAUCCCUUUUAUUGGGGUGGUCAAGGUGGGGCUCAUUGAAGAUUCACCUGCAGCAGCAGGAGAGGGGGAUGAUUCCCCGGUCAUCAGCCUCACCGUCCCCUCCACCUCUCCACCUUCAACUUCGGGUCUCGCCAAGGACGUCUCUGCCACCCCACCGUCCUCCCCUUCGAUGACCAGCGGCUUGGCUGUGGUGGGGUCUCCGAGCAGCCCUUACAGCGAUGUGAUCGGCCUGCAGGUCGAUUACUGGCUGGCUCAACCCACGGAGAAGAGGAAGGAAGGGGAGAAGAAGGACAGCAGCUCCAAGAACACCCUGAAGAGCGUCUUCCGUUCGGUCCAGGUCUCGCGGCUUCCCAACAGCGGGGAGACCCAGCCCUCGGGGACCAUGGCUAUGACGGUCGUCACCAAGGAGAAGAACAAGAAGGUGCCCACCAUUUUCCUGAGCAAGAAACCCAAAGAGAGAGAAGUCGAUUCCAAGAGCCAAUUGAUCGACGGCAUCAGCCGGCUCAUCUGCUCGGCCAAACAGCAGCAGACGAUGAUGAAAGUUUCCAUCGAUGGAGUGGAAUGGAGCGACAUCAAGUUCUUUCAGCUGGCCGCCCAGUGGCCCACCCAUGUCAAGCACUUCCCCGUGGGACUUUUUGGCACCAAGCCAGCUUGAAAGGGGGACGGCAAGGACGCCUUCCCGCGCCCUCCUGGCUCCGCCGCGGCGUCGCGCCGCCACCUCCAUCCGAACCAUCCGCCAACCGAGAGCUGCGCUGAGCUCACUUCACCCGUGUUGCGUUUCCUGUGUCUCGAUCGGGCUUUGCUGGA
Messenger RNA from Ahaetulla prasina, 3189 nucleotides. It is a transcript of the gene PACS1, whose product is annotated as phosphofurin acidic cluster sorting protein 1. The coding region runs from base 89 to 3037 and encodes 982 amino acids. Gene Ontology annotation, molecular function: transmembrane transporter binding. The record is from RefSeq and is a predicted model, not a curated record. The transcript is spliced from 24 exons. NCBI's taxonomy places the organism in Eukaryota, Metazoa, Chordata, Lepidosauria, Squamata, Colubridae. Gene Ontology annotation, biological process: protein localization to plasma membrane.